Messenger RNA from Rhincodon typus (whale shark), 2612 nucleotides. Its product is annotated as low density lipoprotein receptor adapter protein 1-B. The record is from RefSeq and is a predicted model, not a curated record. NCBI's taxonomy places the organism in Eukaryota, Metazoa, Chordata, Chondrichthyes, Orectolobiformes, Rhincodontidae. The transcript has 8 exons. The coding region runs from base 100 to 651 and encodes 183 amino acids.
AUUUUCUUCUUCAUUUGAGAUUGCACCAUCUCACAUUAGGCAAAAGCAAGUGGAAAGAAAUUCCUCAAAGUUACCCUAACUGUUUCACCUCGGGGGAUAAUGUUACAGGACACAAUAACCAAUGAACUCAUAGAAAAUGUCUCUAUUUACAGAAUAUCGUACUGCACUGCAGACAAGACUCAGGACAAGGUCUUUGCAUACAUUGCACAGAGUCAACUAAAUGAGACAUUGGAAUGCCAUGCAUUUCUUUGUCCAAAGAAAAAAAUCGCACAAGCUGUGACCUUAACUGUUGCACAGGCCUUCAGAAUUGCAUUUGAUCUGUGGGAAGUGGCACAAGAGGAAAAAUGUAAAAAGACACAUGAGCUGUGUAAUAGCCCUGAAACUGCAGCUUUUAAUGGAGCGACAGGACAUAUUGAGAAAGAUGCAACUACAGCAAAGGAUCACAAAGUAACCCGAGUCCAGAAUCCAAUUAUCUCACCAACUGAUGUCCAUCUAGGCAUCACAAGGCAAAACAGUCCAUCUUGUGGGUCCCCUUUACAUGCACUCUCUUGGGAAGAGGAUGAUGGUCUUGAUGAUGCUUUCUCAAGAUUUGCAAAAUCUCGAUCAAACAUACGGUGCAAGAAUGUCUCAGUAGAUCUGCAGGACUCUUGAGUAGAAGAGGCCCUCCUACGAUCGCAGACUCAAACAAAGUGUGGCCAUGACCUACAAACUCGAAGUCUUGUCACCAUGCCAUCUGGUUUAGGCAAAGCAACCACUCACUUUAUGAUUGAGAUGGGGCAUUCUAAUCGCAGUAACUUUGGCUUGGUUUUGGAACAUGCUGAAAGGACAGAACUGCAGAGAAAUGUGCUGCUUGUCUUUAGCUAACACCUGCUUGAAAAUCACCAUUUCCUCUGAUUUGCAUUAACAACAAUGAGGAAGAUUUGUUUUUGUAACAGUAUGUAGAUUUGUUCUAUGAUUUUCAUGGCACAAUUGUUUCUAUCUCAUUUCUGGAGCUGUUUUAUAUUAAUUGACAGAAAUUGCUUGAUAUUGGAGCUGUAGACUAAUCAUAGCAUAGUUUGACAGGGCUAUCAGGAACUUAGUUGGCCUUGGUCUUGUUGUUUCUGAGCAAUUCCAUGUUCUUCUAAAAUUAGGGGCAUUUUACCAAACAAUUAACAAACUGUCACACAUUUGGCUGUCUCUUGCAGAUUCACCAAUGGCAGGAAGGUAAGCAGAUAAACCUGUAAAUUAGGGCCAUGCCUUGCCUGCCAGCUCCCUCUUUGGAAGGAGGGGGUGGGGGUGGGGGUGAUGUUGAUGUUGGGUAGCGUGUCUGCUUAUGGCCCAAUUGAGGUGCUAGGUGAAUGACUGACUGACUGACUAAAUCCCAUUAAGGGUUUCAUUCCAUUGCCACAAGAUUUAAAGGCAGCUUAGGUCUGCAGCAAACAUGUAGCCUGUCAUGUUUAACCAGGAAGGCUGCUGGUCAAUGAAAAGUGGUGAGGGACUGCCUCAUUCCCAGACCCCAUGCUUUUUAUUUCCCCACGUCCACCUGUACCCAUGCCCUAUCUGAAAAGCAGCCAUGCCCCCUUCACCAGGGCCUGUCAACCCAAGUAAGACCCUUGACUUAGCUGAAUGUGGAGGUAUGCAUGGUUCUGUUUUGUGUCAGGCCUUCUACAGCACUAGCUGUAGCCACCAAUCCCAGUGUGGCGCAAAGUUACUGCCACCCAUUUGGGGACAGAUGGAAGCCCUGACUCGUACUAAUUAAGGGCUAUCACUCAAAAAAAAAAAUUGAAGUUGAGUGAGCCAGUCAAUUGGAGCAAAGCUGAGCUUCAGAACUUAGGCUACAGUGUGGGAAGCCGACUCUCAAAUCAGUGCAAAGAAUAAACUCCAAUGGAGCUGUACGAUAUACAUGUAAUGGCACCGUUGUAAGGGAUAGUUUGAACUUUAACAAGAUAGUUACUGUGAGUAUCAUUGACAAUUAAUCCGCUACCUCCUACCAUACUGGAAACCAGCCAUUAUAACUAAUACCUAUAAGAGUACGUAAAGAAUCCACAUGUAACACACAGCUACUAAGUGGCAAAUGUAUCAAGGUCUGCUGUAAAGGAUCCCAGCCUUUCUUACUACUUGUUUUUCUAAUCUACAAGUUGUGGCUACAGAUUGCUGAUAAAUUUACUGCUCCAGAAUGCUUGGGAAUUUGGGAAAUGUAGUUAUUUAUUAAAAAUGAAUGCAGCUUUAUUUCUCAGCAGAAAUAAGAUGACUCUUGAAUUGAUUUCUCUGUGUUGAAAAAUGUAGCCUUGUAUUUAGAAUAUGUAUAUUAUCAAUACUCAUGCCUUCACGUCACAUGGAACAGAAUUGUUGGUUAGACAAAGAAAACUUAGAGAAUUGUUUUUAUUGUCUUUUGGAUUUUACAUUUAAGGAACUGAUGUAUUACUCUGAAGUUAGGUGUCCUCACUAAAAGCGAACAAUUUUAAACAUUCUGGUAUGUAACAGGUCAAUUUUGGAAAGAACCAUGAUUUUUAAAAAAUUUGAAUUUGAAGCAGAAUAAAAAUCUUUUAAAGCGUAAUUUUAAAAUAUUUUUACUGCUUCCCUAUGAUAUAAGUGGCAUCUAACACAAUUAGGAUGUUUAUUUUAACAAUUAU